This is a messenger RNA of Lycium barbarum (goji berry), 858 nucleotides long. RefSeq lists its product as uncharacterized. The transcript is spliced from 3 exons. The record is from RefSeq and is a predicted model, not a curated record. NCBI's taxonomy places the organism in Eukaryota, Viridiplantae, Streptophyta, Magnoliopsida, Solanales, Solanaceae. Bases 1 to 858 code for a protein of 285 amino acids.
AUGAAGCUGAUCAUGCAAACAAGUGAAGACACAAGGUCGUUUAGUACAAAGAAAGCUCUACUUCGUGAUUUGGCUCGUAGGGAGUUGGCUGGAGUCUCAGAUGUUGUGGUCACAGGCUUGGAUCUGCCCGAGGGCUUUAAAGUGCCUAAAUUUGAAAUGUUCAAUGGGCCAGGCAACCCCAAGGCCCAUCUACGAGCCUAUUGCGACCAACUCGUUGGAGUGAGAAAUAACCCAGCGCUGAUCAUGAAGCUUUUCAGCCGAAGCUUAACCGGAGAAGCUUCCGAAUGGUUCACCGCACAAGAUAUGCGUCAAUGGGCCUCCUGGGAAGACAUGGUGGAGUCCUUCAUGGAAAGAUUUCAUUUCAAUGUGGAAAUAGUACCAGACCGGUACUACUUGGAAAAGGUAAAACAAAAAUCCACUGAGAACAAUCGUGAAUAUGCAAACAGGUGGAGAACCAAAGUUGCUCGGGUACAACCGCCAAUGAGCGAGGAGGAACUAGUCGUCGUUUUCAUAGGGUCCCAAGAAACGAAUUUCUAUGAUCGAAUGUUGUUAAUGUCGGGAAGGCCUUUAUCCGAACUGGUAAAAAUGGAAGAAGCCAUAGAAGAUGGCCUCAAAUCGAGGAGGAUUAUACGCAUGGUCAGCAAAGUCAUUGGACAAAGUACUAAGGGACAGGCUAGGAAGAAGAAAGAGAACGUGGAAAAUGUUUCCCAAACCCCUAGCCUAAAGCCCAAAAGAAAGGAAGAAUUCCAAUCUCCUAUUGAAGUCUACCAAUCGCCACCCCCAAAUGCCUAUCUACCCGCACAAUACAAUCCAGUGCCUGUCUUUUAUGCACAACCCAAUUUCCAAUCACCACCAUAA